CUGUGAAGUUUCAAGCAUUUUCCUCACUCUGUCACUGCAGAAUAUUCAGUAAGCAUUUCAGCUUUCAGAAAGAUAACGAAUCCGUCUUGCUGUGAAUUCAGUUGAUUUAAACACAACACCAACACCACCAACCAGACAUAACAAUGCCUUCCUAUACUCUCCACUACUUCAACCACCGUGGCCGUGCUGAAAUCUGCCGUAUGCUUUUCGCAGCAGCUGGUGUCCAGUACAAUGACCGCAGGAUCGAAUCAUCUGAAUGGGGCAACAUGAGAAGCAAAAUGCCCUGCUCAAUGAUGCCAAUGUUAGAGUUGGACAACAAAAUACAGAUCCCCCAGAGUAUGGCUAUGGCCAGAUACUUGGCUAGAGAAUUUGGUUUCCACGGCAAAAACAACAUUGAUAUGGCCAGAGUUGAUUACAUCUCUGACAGUUUCUAUGAUAUACUGGAUGACUACCUGAGGAUAUAUCACGAUAAAGAUGGCCGAAUGAUGUUCAACAGAUCCAAGGAUAUGAAUUUUUCUCCUGAAAAGCGUACGAGAUACCAAGAAACCUGCCGCCGAAUUCUCCCUUUCUUGGAGAGAACACUGGAGAUGCGUAACGGAGGUAACCAGUUCUUUAUGGGUGACCAGAUUACCAUGGCUGAUAUGAUGUGCUUCUGUGCCCUUGAAAAUCCACUGACUGAAGACCAGAAUUUUCUCAGGAACUAUCCCAAACUUCAGGCUCUGAGAAACCGCGUCAUCAAUCACCCUAAAAUGUCUAACUACCUCCAGAAAAGAUCCCGUACAGAAUUCUAAGUCCGAAAACGAAUCAAUAGUUAAUCAAGGCAUACGGAAACAAUUAUUUUGCUUUUUGUAAUCAACUUUGAUCUGUAACAAUCUCCCACAAAUGUAUGGAUUAAAACUAUUACAAACAUUAUUGAGAAAUGAUAUUUAUAACAGCUGAUGCUGUCUGCUACAUUUUAUACUUUAGAUACCCGUAUCGUGGGUGGUCUAAAUAAAAAUAUUUGAUUAGAAUUUCAAUAAAAAUUUAACAAAAAUAUU
Octopus sinensis (East Asian common octopus) is the source of this 1037-nucleotide messenger RNA. RefSeq names its product S-crystallin 4. The transcript is spliced from 6 exons. The coding region runs from base 144 to 791 and encodes 215 amino acids. The record is from RefSeq and is a predicted model, not a curated record. Gene Ontology annotation, molecular function: glutathione transferase activity. Lineage: Eukaryota; Metazoa; Mollusca; Cephalopoda; Octopoda; Octopodidae. Gene Ontology annotation, biological process: glutathione metabolic process.